AUGACAGCAACAAGAGGAAUAGGGUGCGACACGGUCUUCAACAUCCAGGAACUGCUGGACAUGAUACGCAACCGACUCGCCCUCGAGGACCUCAAAGCCUGCACCCUUGUCUCUCGUCAAUGGAAAAGUUACUUUGACCCCUGUCUAUGGGAAAAGUGCACGACCUGGAUGCGCCAUCAAAAACGCCACGUCCUCAAACGCCACGGCAUCCACAUCCGUCGUCUCACCUGUAUCUACUUUGACAAACACACCCUCACCACCAUCCUAAAAUACUGCCCCAAUAUCGAAACACUCUACCUCCGUCUUGACGAGCACUCCAUGUGGAUCCAAUACCACACUCUUGAAUCCCUCUUCCUCCACCUCCAAUAUUCCCUCACCAAUCUCCACAUCGCCUUUGAUGCUACUUAUUUUGAACCGGCGUUCCUGUGGAGUGUUUGUCGUUUGACAAGGUUGACGCAUUUGAGGAUUGAUCCGUAUUCGUUGGAGGAACAAUACACCGGGUUCAGUCCGCCAGAGUUCUUUUUGGGGUUCUUGGAGUGUUGUCCGAUGUUGAGGGGGUUGACGCUUGUGAAUGGGCCUUAUUUUGGGGGAGAUUUUGAGGAGGAACAGCAUCAGUGGGCGAGGAGUGCGUUCAAGAAGUGGAUCCGAGGACUUUUUGAUUCGAGACGACAGGAACAAUUGCCGGUUAGUCCGCAGGAUGCUAUCGCGAAGGUUACCAUGCGCACAAGGAGUGGGAUCAAGCAAGGAGGAGCUGUUAUCGCCACCAAUACACAUCGAGUGAACCCAGAAUCGCCAAAACCAACAUCGACCCUACAACAAUAUAACCUUCGCUCGUUACAACUCCAACCACCAGCGAUGGAUCUCCCAACUUUGUUGCGUAUCGUCCGUCGGAGCCCCUCGAUGGAGAUCUUGACACUGGGCGGCCAAUGGGGCAAUUUCCACCCAGACACGACAUGGACUGAACUAUCGACAUGCUGCCCACAAAUUCGAGAACUCAACAUCCAGUUCAACGGCACCAUCAAUGAAUUUCCGACCAUUGCAACUCUUGUGACUCUAUUCCCUCGACUCGAAUCGCUCUCGCUUUUGCGACAGAUGUUUAGCAAAGACCCGGAUUUGUCAACCCUUGGGGCGUCGUUGAGGGAACAUCGACAGCAGUAUGGAGCCCCGCACCCAUUCAAGGCGCUGGAGAUUACUGGACUUGUCCGACAGCAGUUCUCGAUCGUCAUGGAUGCGCUAACCCUCCCUGUGGUGAUGGAGUCUAUCAAGGUUGGGAACAUUAUUCGGUACAGUCGGUUCAUGCAGGAGGAGACUCUCGCAGCUUUUCCAGCACAGACUACAGCACAGACACAAACACCUCCUACAUCAGGGACAUCGACAUCGACUCUCACUACAACUACUCCUAUACCUUGGACGUGUUUGGACUCCUUGACGACGUUGGAUAUCUCCUCGGUUGUCUUUCCGGAUCACGCGACGACAUUUCAUUUCUAUAGUCGGCUCCAGGAGUGCAAUCGGUUACGAACCCUACAUUUGUGGUUGCUUCAUUUGAGGGACAUGAUCUCCCAUAUUGCAUUAUCCAAAUUUGACGAGUCUGGAGAAACUCCCCCUCCCCCUUCAGCACUCCCCUCUACUAUCGACGACGAGGAAGACGACGAAAUCGUGGUCAUCAAUAGCAGCGGCAGCAGCACCCACAGCUCCUCCCACAGCUCCCACAGUUCUUCCACCACCAGCAGCACCAGCAGUUUCAGCGUUCACCCAGCCAACACCAUCUCCUCUCUCACCCUCUCCUUCCCUACCCUCCUAAUCAUCAACGUCGCCCCGGUGUUUGAAAUGAUCAGGAGUGGCCUAGGACCUGGGAUUACGGUCCCUGAGGCCAAGUUGUUGAUUGCUGCGACACCUUCGCUGGAGGAUUUGGGGUUGGUUAGCUCUAUGUGCGGGUCGGAAGGGUAUCGAUUGCAGAUGGAGUUUCCUGCGCUCAAGAUUCGUAUGUAG
Molecule: messenger RNA, 1989 nt
Organism: Linnemannia hyalina
Lineage: Eukaryota; Fungi; Mortierellomycota; Mortierellomycetes; Mortierellales; Mortierellaceae
Source: the annotation of a GenBank genome assembly